Cadophora gregata is the source of this 1239-nucleotide messenger RNA. RefSeq lists its product as uncharacterized. Lineage: Eukaryota; Fungi; Ascomycota; Leotiomycetes; Helotiales; Ploettnerulaceae. The transcript has 2 exons. Bases 1 to 1239 code for a protein of 412 amino acids. The record is from RefSeq and is a predicted model, not a curated record.
AUGAACUCUCCAGCCAACAACUCGACAUCUGAUGCCAGCCCCAGCACUCUGUCUGAGGCUAGUACUCCAGGCAAUGACGACCAAGCGAAAUGUAACCUCUGUCAGGAGGUAAUCUCGGACGAAGACCACCACUUCGACUGUUCUUACGGGCUCUACAUUCCAGACGAUAUACCAGAUAUGACAAUCUCUUUACCUACGAGCGAGGCUCCGCUAAUAAACUCUGGAGAAAGAUGCACUCGCCGCGGGACAAUGGUUCCGCCUGAUGCCAAUGCUCCCCGCUCCAAUCUACCAGAUAUUCCACAACUUCAAUUUGAAAGCAACAAUCCGGUCGAUAUCAGCGCCGCAGAUUAUCAAUACAAUAAUACCUUUCUCCCAGAUAGUAACAACCCCUUCAAUUAUUCUGGGUCAUUCCCCUCAUCAACAGCACUUCCAAAUCUUCAACUUGAAAACAACAAUCCAGUCCACAUCAGUGAAGCCCCCAACCACCUCAAUAGCACCUUCCUCUCAAAUGGCAACAACUCCUUCGACGAUCUCUAUUCAUUGCCACCAUCAACAGCAAUGCCAGAUAUUUCCAAUCUUCAACUCAAUAGUAACAAUGCAAUCGGAGCCGGCGUAAACAGGCAUCAAUCUCACGACACUACUUUCUCAAAUGACUACAACCAAUUCAAUCAUCCUUUCCAAUUCCCCUCAUCACCAGCACUACCAGAUAUCCAAAACCUCCAACUCGGAAGUCAUAACCCAGUGGUGAGAAACAGCGAGAAUAGUCGCCAAGUCUCCAAUGACAACUUCUCAAAUGGCAACGACAACUUCAUAAAUCCCAGUUGGCUCAACUUACCACAACAGCCCGGUACUCAGCUCCUCAAACCCCCCGCUGCUGCGUCUGGUAAGAACAAAGAGAGAAAAAAUAAAGAAUCAUCACCCACCACACCCACACCCACACCCACCACAGAAGAGAGUCCAUUCGAAUCCGAACCCGAAUUCAACUCCAACUCCAACUCCAACUCAGACUCAGACUCGGACUCUGAUUCUGAUUCAGACUCUUACUACCCCUCCGACACCCCCUCAAUAUUCUCCAUCCCCAAAGCACCACCACCACCACCACCAGCACCCAAGCAGAGAACGACGCAUCAACCCGAACCUGCGCCGCCGCCCAAAAAUAAACUGCCAUAUUUGCGGGAGGUCCUUCGCGUCCUUCGCGUCGAGAUCUUCGUUCUUGGAGCAUCGGAGGGUGCAUUGUAG